UUCGCUUGUAGCUUUGCCUUUUAUCAAACCCGGAUGGGCACAUCAGACGUGGUUGUUGGUAUCGAGAACUACCAGAACUUCCUUUUUGUUGCGCACGGCAAAGUCGUGACCAGCCCUAUGUUCAGUAAAGAACUGCACAGGUACACCCAAAGCCAUAUGGGUGCCGGUCUCGGGCUUCAAGCCUAUCGCCAUGUCGCCACCUUCUUCAUGCGCCACCACCUCCAACAAGGAACUCAUCUGUUGUAAACAACAGAAGAGUUGCUUGCCCAUCCUGACAUUGACACGGUCGAAGGUGACAACAACGACGACGAUAUAACAACAUACGAGCAGCAGCAACAAGGUGGGCGCCGACAA
Zychaea mexicana is the source of this 354-nucleotide messenger RNA. RefSeq lists its product as uncharacterized. Bases 34 to 246 code for a protein of 70 amino acids. The record is from RefSeq and is a predicted model, not a curated record. The transcript has 2 exons. NCBI's taxonomy places the organism in Eukaryota, Fungi, Mucoromycota, Mucoromycetes, Mucorales, Lichtheimiaceae.